This is a messenger RNA of Cajanus cajan (pigeon pea), 2304 nucleotides long. Its product is annotated as microtubule-associated protein 70-1. NCBI's taxonomy places the organism in Eukaryota, Viridiplantae, Streptophyta, Magnoliopsida, Fabales, Fabaceae. Gene Ontology annotation, biological process: cytoskeleton organization. The record is from RefSeq and is a predicted model, not a curated record. Gene Ontology annotation, molecular function: microtubule binding.
AAUUGGCAAAUGACGUUUUGUUCGUAAGUUGUAACUGUAACCCAAUCAGAGAGAGUUAUUGACUCUUCACCUCACACUCAUCACUGUAAUUAAGAGCCUUGGCUUCCAAACAUCAAUGUCACUACACAGCAAGAACAUCAAACCAACGCUCUCUCUCUCUUUCUCUUGGGCUUUUCAUUUUGAAAUUGUGCUUAGGGUUGUUGUAUGAGGUUGAGCCAUUAACAGUUAGCAGAUCUGCCAUGGCCACCAGCCACAUUGGGAAUGCCGGAGACGCCGACGCCAAGUCCUUCAAGCCUCGCCCCAAGAAGCCCUCCGACGACUUCAUCUCCCACUUCCACGGCUCCGAUCCCAUCCGCGUCGAGCUCACGCGCCUCCAUAACGAACUUCGAGAGAAAGAUAGAGAGCUUGGGGAUGCUCUUGCGGAAAUUAAGUCCUUGAGGAAUUCGGAGCGUCUUAAGGGGAAGGGGGUUGAAGAGCUAACAGAUGAGCUGAACAAGGUGGAUGAAAAGCUGAAAACAGCUGAAGCUCUUCUGGAAAGUAAGAACCUUGAAAUAAAAAAAAUCAAUGAGGAGAAAAAGGCAGCACUGGCUGCACAAUUUUCUGCAGAAGCCACACUUAGAAGGGUUCAUGCUGCACAGAAAGAUGAUGAAAUGCCUCCUAUUGAAGCUAUUAUUGCACCCCUGGAGGCAGAGCUCAAGCUUGCUAGGAUGGAGGUGGCAAAGUUACAGGAUGACAACAGAGCAUUAGAUCGACUAACCAAAUCGAAGGAGGCUGCACUUCUUGAGGCUGAGAGAACUGUUCAGAUUGCUUUGGCAAAAGCAUCCUUGGUUGAUGAUCUGCAAAACAAAAAUCAAGAGUUAAUGAAACAAAUUGAAAUAUGCCAGGAGGAGAACAAAAUUUUGGACAAAAUGCUUCGGCAAAAGGUUGCUGAGGUUGAAAAACUUACCCAAACUGUCCGUGAGCUUGAAGAGGCUGUCUUGGCUGGUGGGGCUGCUGCUAAUGCUGUCCGUGAUUAUCAGCGUAAAGUGCAAGAGAUGAAUGAGGAAAGGAAAAUUUUGGAGCGGGAAGUAGCUCGUGCCAAAGUUACUGCAAACAGGGUUGCAACUGUAGUUGCAAAUGAGUGGAAAGAUGCUAAUGAUAAAGUGAUGCCCGUGAAGCAGUGGCUAGAAGAAAGAAAAUUUUUUCAGGGUGAAAUGCAACAAUUACGUGAUAAAUUGGCCAUAGCUGAGCGCACUGCAAAGGCAGAGGCACAAAUGAAGGAAAAAUAUCAAUUGCGCUUCAAAGUUUUGGAAGAAAGGGUUAAAGCAUCUAAUGGUAAUUCCAAAUUCACUGUAUCAGAUGGAAGAAACAUUGCCACUGGGCCUUCAAGGCGACAGUCUUUUGGUGGAGCUGAGAGUCUCUCUGCAUCCUCUUUCAAUGGAUAUGUAUCAAGGAAAAACUCAAUUUCACGAUCAGGGUCUCUAAGAUCAAAUAGUGCUAAUGUGUUACUAAAACAUGCCAAACUGUCAUCUAGAUCAUUCGAUGGUGCUAGUAGAAACCUGGAGAGAGAGAGGUCAUCUUUGGUUUCUAAUGGGCUAGAUAACAUGCCAACAAAUACCAAUAAUCAUACCAUCCCCAGUGAGACAACUUGUACAAAUGAGGAGAGUGCAAAUGGUACUCCAGUUGAAAAAUCUAAAGCAGAAAAUGAAGACUAUGUUUCAGGAAUGCUGUAUGACAUGUUGCAAAAAGAGGUUAUAUCUCUGAGGAAAGCUUGUCAUGAAAAAGAUCAGACUCUUAAAGACAAAGAUGAUGCAAUAGAGAUGUUGGCAAAGAAGGUUGAUACAUUGAACAAGGCUAUGGAAGUUGAGGCCAGAAAAAUGCGAAGGGAAGUAGCCUCUAUGGAAAAGGAGGUUGCCGCAAUGCGGAUUAGCAAGGAACAUGAUCCGAGGGUACGGCGAUCUAGUGCUCCUAGGGGGGCUGUAAAUUCACAGUCAAUUUCUGCCAGGAGUGCGCGUAACUUUUAGCAAACUCAUUGGCAGUGCCUGUGAUCCUGUGUAAGGAAUUCCUCGCCCCUGUGCCGAUGAACAGAGUUGUUGAUUUAUCAUUUUUUAUUCUCUUUUCCCCAUCUCCUGUAUUUAAGCUGUCUCGACCAGGGGUAAGGUGUAAAGAAAGGACCUUGUGUUUUGUAGGGAAUCCAUGUCUUGUAUAUUUUUUUUGUAUACCAUUUUCAGAAAGAAAACUUAGAAUUAGUGGAAGUAUCUGAAUACAGCUUCCUCAAAAGUUAUUUCAAAAUUCUUCGAGAGUCAGCCUUUGGGCUGCACCUAA